CCCGAGGCCGAGGGAGGGCAGGUAACUCCCGUCCCCCUCCCCUCCCCUCCCCUCCCCCAGUUUUUACCCCCAAAUCCAUACUCUUUUUUUCCUUCCACGCGCAAAUCCGCCUCCGCUUUCCCCCAUUUUCCUGCGUAUUUUAUUGAAGUCUCGAUUUCCUCGAUUAUAGUUUUUCAAGCGCGGAGGUGGUUCACGUACAACCGCCGCUAACCGCGCGCGCGCGCUGCCCGGAGCGACGACGCGCGGCGCGGCCGAGGCGAGCGCAGCGCGUCCGAUUCGGCGAGCCUAGGGUUUCGCCGCGAGAUGGACGGCCGGGAUCAGCAGCAGCAGACGCCUCCUCCGCCGCCGCAGACGCCGACGCCGACGCCGCGCGUGAGCUCGCCGCCGCCGGUGGCCCCCGGCGUCAUGAUGCCGCAGCACGCCUACGGCGCGAUGCCGCCGGGCUCCGCGAACGUCAUGCACGGGAUGCCGAUGGCGUUCAACCCCAUGGCGUCGCCCGGCGCCUCGUCGCCGGUAAUGAAGCCCGCGGACAUGCCGCUCGCCUUCAACCCCAUGGCGUCGCCCGGCGCCUCUUCGCCGGCAAUGAAGCCCGCGGACAUGCCGCUGGCCAUGUACCGGCCCGAUUCCGCCGCCCCGCCGGGCAUGCCGCAGCCCGUCAGCGGCGCCCUGGUGGUCAGCGUCAGCGGCAGCGGCAGCGGCGGGGAGCUCGUGAAGAAGAAGAGGGGGCGGCCGAGGAAGUACGGGCCGGACGGGACCCUCGGCUCGGCUGUGAAGGCCGAGGCGGGCGGGCAGUCUGGUGGCGCGGGGUCCAACUCGAAUCCUGACGGCAAGCGCAGAGGACGCCCCCCUGGAUCUGGCAAAAAGAAACAGCUCGAUGCCUUAGGUUCAGCUGGGACAUCAUUUACUCCUCACAUAAUAACUGUGAAGCCUAAUGAGGAUGUUGCCUCGAAAAUAAUGUCUUUUUCACAACAAGGCCCACGUACUACAUGUAUAAUCUCAGCAAACGGUGCGCUGUGCACAGCAACACUCCGUCAACCAGCAACCUCUGGUGGCAUAGUGACAUAUGAGGGCCACUUUGAUAUUCUCUCUCUGUCGGGCUCCUUUCUGCUCGCAGAGGAUGGUGACACUCGCAGCAGGACAGGUGGUUUGAGUGUUGCUCUGGCUGGAAGCGAUGGACGUGUUGUAGGAGGUUGUGUUGCUGGAAUGCUUAUGGCUGCAACGCCUGUCCAGGUUGUGGUGGGCAGCUUCAUCGCCGAAGGUAAUAAAAAGCCAAAGGAAGAACAGCCGAAGCGCGAGCCAACAUCUGUGCCGAUGCCAACAUCUAUGCCGAUGCAGACUGCUUCUGGCUUUGGUGCAGCAGCCUCUGCUGCUGCAACUCCAUCAGAUGGAACAUCGAGUGACCACUCUGACGACCCAGGGAGCCCUAUAGGACCCAACGGCAGCGCAUUCAACAACGCAGGCCAUCCGACCCACGCUUCAUAUGCUCCGAUUGGCUGGUCACUCUCCGGGAACCAAGGCCGCUACGACCCAGACAUGAAGAUGGUGACCGACUAAUGGCUCUCAAAUUUACAGCAGAUUCAUUUUUAGUAUUUGACAUAGUAGAGUGUAGGGUUCCCUGCACCGGCGCCAGCGAGUCAUUGUCGGCCAAUAAUCCGGUGUGCUAGAGGUAGUCGGAGAGCCUUCCAUGGAAGGCCUGUGGAGCAGUAAUAAGUAGCAUCGUCUUGCCCUGUUAUUGUUGCUUUUAGUUUGUAGUAUCUCUUAUCUGCUUUCGCAAUUAGUAGCUUAUGUUUGGAGUUGUUAUAUCCUAGUCAACGGUUUCUAUUAUCCAUGAAUUUGUGUUUCAGUAUAGUA
This is a messenger RNA of Hordeum vulgare subsp. vulgare (domesticated barley), 1851 nucleotides long. RefSeq names its product AT-hook motif nuclear-localized protein 10-like. Lineage: Eukaryota; Viridiplantae; Streptophyta; Magnoliopsida; Poales; Poaceae. The record is from RefSeq and is a predicted model, not a curated record. Gene Ontology annotation, molecular function: minor groove of adenine-thymine-rich DNA binding. Bases 304 to 1554 code for a protein of 416 amino acids. The transcript is spliced from 5 exons.